Messenger RNA from Rhopilema esculentum, 3209 nucleotides. Its product is annotated as 3-galactosyl-N-acetylglucosaminide 4-alpha-L-fucosyltransferase FUT3. Lineage: Eukaryota; Metazoa; Cnidaria; Scyphozoa; Rhizostomeae; Rhizostomatidae. Gene Ontology annotation, molecular function: fucosyltransferase activity. Gene Ontology annotation, cellular component: membrane. The record is from RefSeq and is a predicted model, not a curated record.
UCUAGCCAGGUCUAUAGCUGUCAAUUGGCCAUUCUGCAUGAAAAAGGCUGCAUCUUUAUUGCAUAUAUUUUACAUAUAUUGCAUAUACACGACAGAAUAUAUUUUAACAAGAAUUAAAAAAACCAAAAUUUGGCGUUAAAUACAAAAAAACGAAUAGACAGUUGAAUUAUUCCUUCACUGCUGACAUGAAAAUAUGUAACACUGCUACAGCGACUAUACGUUCCUAAUUUUUUCUUUGAAUGUGCAUAUUUGUGAAAAUCUUAUGUCUUCUGCUGUGGGGACUAGCGGAUCACUUGUCUCUAAAGUAAUUGUCUGAAUUUUUCCAGCAUCGUGCUUCUCUUGAUAAAAGAUAAAAGAACUUACAAAAAAGGGUAGCAAUGUGAGGAUACAUACAUCAGCACGGGGUAAAUUGUAAUACACUAUUACUCCGCAUACAUACCCGGGUAUAGGCCCAAUGGGUCUUUGAGUGAGAUGUGAAAGAUACUUCAGAAAAAAGGAUAUUUUAUAAAAGACCAGAUAUCUUCGACUAUACAUUCUUCUUUAAGAUAUGUAGCAGGUCUCUUGUUAACAUAUUGGCAUGGGACCACUAAAUCGUUUCCCCUCUUGUUGUCUCUUCAGCCACAUCAGACAUUGAUAUUGAAAUAGAUUAACCGUUAAAGUGAUGUGAUUGUUAAUACAUAAAGAUAUAUCAAAUAAAUUGUAUAUAAAAAAACUCGCAUAAAGGCCCAUGAACUUGACUGCGGGGCAUCAGAGGGUAGGCAAAAACGGCGGCCGAAUGUUUCUCGCAGUUUGUUGCUAGGCAACGCGUAAAGAGAGGAUUAGCAUGCAAGAAUAUAUCAUCAAACUAUAUUUAUUGCUAUGGUUUACGUUUAGUAUUUAAAGAAUGUUCAGUACACCAACAGAAACAAGAAUCUACAACCUGUCAACACUAAAUCAAUAUAAAAUGUUCAGGGGACUAGCAGCCACAAAUUCUAAUGACAUUUUGCUUCAACAUUGGAAAGACAGCAUUGCUGGCCUAUAACGUUGCAGUGAACAAGGUCACAUGGAUGUUUGGUAAAAUUUGUAUGCACAUCAACUUGUGUAACAGAUGUUAGUGCAAGUAGAAGUGAUGCUGUUUUUCAAGUGCCUUCUUCUGCCAUUAGUAUUUAUAGGAGAAGUAUUAUCUAGUGAUAUGCAUAACAUUUUUCAUGAUAAUGCAUACCUGAAACAUGAAAGAUUUCAUGAUGUCCAAGAAACACCAGGAAUAAAAAAAAUUCUUAUUUACACAAACCUGUUUGGAAGUUCUGAAUGGCCAAACUUAAGAGAAGAAGAUGGAGAUACAUAUUUAAAGAAAUUUGGUUGCCCUGUAACUAAUUGCCACUUGGAGUACAGAAAAGAGGAAAAUCAGUUGCAAAAUGCUGAUAUUGUUGUCUUUCAUGAAAGGGACAUGCCUGAUAUUUUGACUCUAAAACAUCUCAGCAAUAAUGAGCGACCCAAAAGUCAAUUGUGGGUUUAUUUCACAGGAGAAAGCCCAGCUAAUUCCCUUGCUGAUAUUUCAAUGUUUGAUGACAUAUUUGAUUGGACAAUGACAUAUAAACAUACAAGUGACAUAUGGGUUCCAUAUGCUAGAUCUUACACUACAAAAAAAAGAAGAUACAAAGAAAACAUUGACUAUGCCAAAGGCAAAACAAAGCUUGUUGCCUGGAUUGUUAGCCAGUGUGGAAAGCUACGGGAUAGUGUUGCUCAUGAACUUGAUCAGAUUUUACCAGUUCAUGUCGCAGGGCACUGUUCUUCUAAUUUUCCAAAUAGAUUUUAUUGUGAAGACCAUUUCUGUGAGAAUCAGCUACAUGACUUUAAGUUUUAUCUUGCUUUUGAAAAUUCUCAUUGUGAAGAGUAUGUAACAGAGAAAUAUUGGCAAAAGAGUAUAAAGAGUGGUGUUGUACCGGUGGUACUUGGAGGUGGCCCAUACAACAGUCCACAUGUGGCUAUCCCUGGGUCAUACAUUAAUGCACUAGAUUUCAAAACAGUAGCAGAUUUAGGAAAAUAUUUAAAAUACCUAGAUAAGAAUAAUACAGCUUAUAAUGAAUAUUUCAAAUGGAGAGAACAUUAUGAGCUCUGGAAUCCUGUUUGUGAUUGGCCAUUCGAGCCUUAUUGGGCUUGUGAGAUGUGUGUUCGCUUGAACAAAGGAGUCAAACACAGACAAAGAGUGAAGAUGUCUGAAUUUUGGAGUGUGCAUAGAAACUGCAGAGGAAACGAGAUUGAAGAAUUACUAAGAAAAUCAGGCCAUGAUCCUUCAAGAUUUGUAGAAAAAUAUGAAAAUACAUUUGGAAGAGUAAGUAAAGAAUUAGAUUAUGAGGAAGAAAAACAACAUCAACCAGAGAUGCACAACAAUAACAAUGAGGGCGAAAUAAGCAUCAAAGAAGAUGUGUACAACUUUGAAAAACUGAAAAAGGAAGCAAGAUUCUUGCAAGAUUCUGCUGGUGAAAGCUAUGUGAUAAUUUUCAUUUUCAGUCUUUCUGUUGUAGGACUUUUGGUUUUUUUGUACAAAAGACUUGCUUGGACUAAAGUUUGUUAAGAAUUUCACUUUUUCGGCCAAGUUAAUUUUUUAUUGUGUUUGUUUUCUCAUCAUAUGAGUGCUUACUCAAAAACAUCAUGGAUCUUAAAUGCCAUGUAAACCGCCAGUUUACAUAUUAUUGAAAUAUCAUUGUAACAAAGAUUGAAAAUUUGUUUUACUUAUACUGAAAUUAUAUUGACCCGUAAUUUUACAUGUCUGUGAUGAUAACAAAAUCAUAUGAGUCAUACCCACUCACAAUACAUAGUAAACUAUUAAAAUUUUCAAAAUAACAUUCCUAGUUCUCCUCUGACUAGAGUCAUUGAUAGUUCUCCUCUUACUAUAGUCCAAAAAUCUUCCGACUUUCUAGAAAUAUAGCAGAAGAAAACUGAAUGUAUAUUAACUUAAGACAUGCAACAUUUAAAAGCUUUGACCCAAAUUAUAGAAUGUAUAGAUUUUGUACUGAUUUUAAUAGAUGUAGAGAAAUUUUACAUUAUUCACCUUUAUCUUGUUAUGUUGUAAAUCAUAUUAUCUGGUGUGUUGCUAGUUUUGUAAAUUGGUUUUAAUUAGCCUUUUGUAGCUAUUCUGAAUGUAAGAAAACAAAUGCUUCUUGACAAUUGAAAUUAAUGUCAAUAGCCAUUGUUAUCAAGGGAGGCCCUGGUCAAAUUUUCCAACAAAG